Limanda limanda (common dab) is the source of this 1041-nucleotide messenger RNA. Its product is annotated as E3 ubiquitin-protein ligase MARCHF9-like. The record is from RefSeq and is a predicted model, not a curated record. Gene Ontology annotation, molecular function: ubiquitin-protein transferase activity; zinc ion binding. Gene Ontology annotation, biological process: protein ubiquitination. Lineage: Eukaryota; Metazoa; Chordata; Actinopteri; Pleuronectiformes; Pleuronectidae. Bases 1 to 1041 code for a protein of 346 amino acids. The transcript has 4 exons.
AUGUUCAAGUAUCGGAUCCGUCUGUUUUUCAAUGAACUCAAAGUGUUGCUACUGAUGCGCUCUGGAUCCAGCAGCAGCCGCAGCAUCAGCAUCAGGACCGACACGGGCACAGACCCACAGCCGCACACCAGGAUGAGGGGGCUGCCUAUGGGAGACUGUGGCUGGCCACCGCUCAGCUGCUCCCACCGGGACGACGAGGAGGAAUAUUAUGGCUCUGACCCCCGGCCCUGCAGCCUAGCGUUGGAGGAUAAAGAAGAAGGAGACAAGCCCCAUGGAGGAGGAGACGGAGGGGAAGGAGGAGGCCUGGAUGCUGCCUCCCUGCCAAGUCUCUCAGAUAACUCACCGCAGUGCCGGAUCUGCUUCCAGGGGCCAGAAAAGGGGGAGCUGUUGAGCCCAUGUCGCUGCAAUGGCUCUGUGCGUUGUACCCACCAGUCCUGCCUUAUUCGAUGGAUCAGUGAGAGAGGCUCCUGGAGCUGUGAGAUAUGCUACACCAAGUACCAGGUCCUGGCCAUCAGUACCAAAAACCCACUACAGUGGCAGUCCCUCUCUCUGACUGUGAUCGAGAAGGUGCAGAUCGCAGCCAUCAUCCUUGGCUCCUUGUUCCUCAUCGCGAGUAUCUCCUGGUUGGUGUGGUCCUCUCUCAGCCCCUCGGCCAAGUGGCAGCGGCAGGACCUGCUCUUUCAGAUAUGCUACGGCAUGUACGGCUUCAUGGACAUUGUUUGUAUAGGCCUUAUAAUCCAUGAAGGGUCGUCUGUUUACCGAAUCUUUAAGCGCUGGCAGGCGGUGAACCAGCAGUGGAAAGUGCUGAACUAUGAGAAGGCGAAGGACUUAGGUGACCUGUUCAACUCUGGCAGUAAAGGUCGCGUUGAGAGGAACUCUUCUCACACCGUCACAGACAGCAGACGGAGGACGAAUCGCCAUGUCAGGACUAUUCUCCACCACCACUGUGGCUACACUCUUUUGCACAUCCUCAGCCAGUUAAGACCCAACAGCCUGCGCAGUGCCAACCAUGAGGUGGUCAUGAGAGUGACCACUGUAUGA